Molecule: messenger RNA, 1932 nt
Organism: Schistosoma haematobium
Lineage: Eukaryota; Metazoa; Platyhelminthes; Trematoda; Strigeidida; Schistosomatidae
Product: WD repeat and SOCS box-containing protein 1
Exons: 8
Coding region: 43-1572 (509 amino acids)
Molecular function (GO): protein binding
Source: RefSeq, a predicted model, not a curated record
AUAAUUGCAAGGCCACUAUAAUCUUUUGGGUGGUUUUCGCGAAUGGUUGGCAAUGAUUUUAAUGAAAUUCCCUUACGUUUAACAAUAGCUUACCAUGGUGCUCACCAAAAUAAUAUCACCAGUUGCAGUUUUUCUAAUUGCGGUCGAUUCUUCGCCUUUGUUGAUCAGCCACAGAUUGUCUUGGGUUACUGUGUAAAUGACAUACUAUCAACGUGCUUGGAUGAAAAUAAUUUCAAACCAUCUUUAUCAUCUCAUUGUCAAACAUCUAGUUUAUUGUCAGAUGAAAUUAUUAACAAUACAGAAUCAUUAAAUUUAUAUGCAAAUCUUACAGAUAGUAGUAAUAACUGGAAAAUAUUAACAUCAGAACUGUUACAUGGUGAUGCACUACCUGUAAAUAUGAAACCAAUAUUUCGUAUAAAAACUAACGGAGAUGUGAUUAGUAUGACUUUUGCCUCUGGGGAUAGUGCAUUUUGUCGAUUGCCCCACCGUGCAAAUAAGCGUAGAUCGUCUAUUGUUCGUGAAUCACAAGUCUCAUUAUUACUGUUGGGUUUAGCUUCUGGUGUCAUUGAAGUUUAUAAUGUAUUUAGUCUAGUAUCAAGUUCUCCACAUAUCCCCAAAUAUGUCUUGACAGAUGAUUGUACCCUUGUAUAUCUCCUCUCAGCUGCUGUAGACGGAAGUCUUCGUGUUGGAUCCGUACAUCGUGGUGGUGAAGUGAGAUUAUGGGAUUUAUGGGAUGAUGGUAAUAUGUACGGGAAAUUACAACAUAAAUUCACUGUUCCAACAGAUCAACCAUGCAGUGAAAUUCAAGGUGAAGCAUGUACAUUUGCUUGGCAUCCAUGCGGCAGACAUGUAUUCCUAGCUGGUGAAAGAGGCCAUGGUGUUGUACUCGAUGCUGAAUCUCCUUUUUCUCGAGUCGCCUACAUACGAUCUGGUCAUUAUCAUCGAAUAUCAGUUGCAAAAUUUUCAAAAGAUGGUAGUUUAUUAAUUACUGCCUCUUAUGAUUCAUGUUGUGCUGUAUGGUCUGUACCGGAAUAUCAAUGCUUACAUCGUUUCUGGCAUAUGGGACGUGAACCGAGUAUUCCUCUUCGUGGUGGAUCAAAUGGUCAUCAUAUAUACGGUUUAUCUCUGUCCCCAGAUGAUUUUUACUUUAUUACCGUUUGCGAAGAUAGAUGUAUUCGUUUAUGGCCAUUGGCUCCUGUCAAUUCUCCAUUGAAGAUCUAUUUCGAACUUGCACUCCAAACUCAUACUAAUCUUAAAUUUCGUAGCUUAGCUUUCAGCCCAUGUGGUCGUAUAGUUGCUGUUACUACGAAUAAUCACGAUGUACUUCUGUUUACAACACGAUCUGAAUCAAUUCGUCUUGGUACACAAUGUCUUCAUGCAAUCCGAAAAUGUGUUGUUGAAAAUCUUUUGAAGAAAACUAUGCAUCGCUCAAUUAAACAUCAAUAUCAUAAUAAUGAUUUGUCACUGACAACUAGCAAUAACAGUUACAAUACAUUAUUUCAAAAUUGCAUUUCACAAAUCCACUUACCAUCUCCAGUGAAAAAAGCAAUUUUAAGGAAUUUUGUAAAUUGAUAUUUAAUGUUAGGAAGACGGAAAAAAAAGAGAUGGAAAUAACAGUGAUUGUACUAUGGUGAUAUGUAUAUGUAUGUUGCUUACAUGAACUCAUUUGUUCCGUUUUUAUUUUCUCUUUGCUUUGUUACCCUUGUUUUGUUUUAGUUACCAAUUGAAACAAUUACUUUUUUAAAAAAAUAUUUAUUUCGUUUCACUGAAUCGAGUAACACUUUUUAUUUAUAAUAUAAAAACAAUUUAGCAUUUCUAUGAUCUGGACAUACCCUACUCUUUGUAUCUGUGCUCCUUACCCCUAAAACUAUGUAAUUGAACUUAUGAAUGUGCAUGUUCUAUUAUAGCAUGUAAUAUAUAUAUAUAUAUAUA